UUUCGUGAUUAGUUUUCUUAGCAACUGUCAAUUUGUGGUUUGGAGAUCUCUGAAAGCGUGGUUUACUGAUGUCUGCCAAGUACAAACGGAAAAUACUCCCUUUCCCAAUUGAAUGUGUAUCAUCUCCCUGGUGUAUUAUUUCGCUGUUUAUUGAGUACGUGCGUGUUCAAGCAAAAUGUCAGGUUAUGGAUGGCGAAGAAGGGGAAGUUCAUUGGAAGUCAAGAUUCAAACGCAAACUGAUGAAGUUAUCUUUAGUAAUGAAUAACACGAAGAAAUUAGUCCGUGUUUGGAGCUGAAGGCACACCUGCGACUAGAGCAAUUUUUGCGUUGUUCGGAAUUGGUUUAAACGUCGACAAAGGACUACUGCUUUAGAAGAUAACCUAUAGUACACACAAGUAUCCAUAUAAUGGAGGACGAAGAUCUAGAGGAAAUGAGAGCUUUACGAGCUUCUUCACGCUACGCAUCGCCUUCAACUUCAGUCAAGUCUGCAGGAUUUGGAAGUUUCGUAACAUCACGACCAAAUAGCUCACGUGCGACGCCAUCUUCUACGACUGCAUCAAAAGACUCGAGGAAGCAUGAAAAGGCCCCAGCAGCUGAUAACCAAAAACCUGAGGACACACCAGAUAUUGCUGCCAUGAUGGGCUUUUCAGGUUUUGGCAAAAAGAAAGCACAGACCUUCAAUGUAGAGGAGAUGUUUGCUAAGGCACGAUCCACUGCACAGCAAGUCUCCCUUGCAAACCAGAAAGAGAAAGUUGUUGAUGGGGAUGAGGAUGAUAAUGAUGCUCCUUUUGUGAUGCUUCCUCCAACAAUGACUCGUAAAUCUGAUAAGACAUCAGAAAGCAAUAAGAAAGAGGACAGUGAUGACGAUGAUGAUGAUGAUUAUGGUGAUGAUAGUGAUAAAAGCAACGAGAGUGUAGAGAAGAGCCUGCCUAUUACUCAUGAAGUGGCACUAGAACAUGGCUCCAAGACUGUGUCAGCUGUGGCCCUUGACCCAUCAGGAUCUCGGCUGGUAACCGGUAGCUAUGACUAUGAGAUCAAAUUUUGGGAUUUCAAUUCCAUGGACUCCAGCCUGCGAGCCUUCCGGACGUUACAACCUUUCGAGUGUCAUCAGAUUAAGUCAGCACAGUACAGCAUUACAGGUGAUGUCCUCCUAGUUGCUGCUGGCAAUGCACAGGCCAAAGUACUUGACAGAGAUGGCUUUGAGGCCUUAGAGUGUGUCAAGGGGGACCAGUACCUGACAGACAUGGGCAACACAAAGGGACAUACUGCAAUGCUCCAUUGUGCCUGCUGGCAUCCCAAGCAAAAAGAACAGUUUAUAACGUGCAGUGAUGAUGGGACUGUUCGAAUUUGGGAUGUAAACUCACCAAAGAAAAACAAGAACGUGAUCAAGACAAAAAAUAAGCAAGGAAAAAAGACAAUUCCUACGAGAUGCUGCUUCAGCAGAGAUGGAAAGCUGAUUGUUGCUGCUUGUCAGGAUGGUUCCAUACAGGCCUGGGACACAAAGCGCAUGUUUGUUCACACUACAUAUCUACAGAGGGAAGCACACAUGUCUGGCAGGGACACUUCUGGCCUUGACUUCUCACUGUCUGGGAAUCUGCUUGUCUCGAGAGGAGGUGAUGACACAGUAAAGACGUGGGAUCUCAGAAACUUUAGAAAACCAGUCAACAUAGCAACUGACUUACCUAACUUCUAUUCCCAGACGUCGUGUCUGUUUAGUCCUGAUGAUCGUCUUAUUGUCACUGGUACAUCAGUCAGAAAAGGAGAGGGUAUGGGCAAGCUGGUUUUUCUCGAAAAAGAUACCCUGAACAUUGCCUACCAGUUUGAGGUUGCAGACUCUAGUGUUGUAAGCUGCAUGUGGCAUCAAAAGCUGAAUCAGAUUAUUGUCGGAACAAGCGACGGAAAAGUCAAGGUGUACUUUGACCCUAACCGCAGCAAUAAGGGUGCAAUGUUGUGCGUGGGAAAGACGCAACGAAAGAAAGUCCUCAGAGAUAUGGUCCUUCCUGAUCACAUAAUCACACCGCACGCGUUGCCGAUCUACCGCCAGAAGCAGCCAAGAAACAUGAAGAAGGUGAAAGAAAGCGAUCGUAAAGAUCCCAUCAAAUCACGGCGACCAGAUUUGCCCAUGACAGGCCCAGGUAAGGGAGGGCGCGUCACAUCAGGAAUGUCGCUAUCAGCAUUUGUAGUCAAGAACCUUGCUCUUGAAAAGAUGGACGAUUCACACCCUCGCGAGGCUAUACUCAAGCAUGCAGAGGCUGCAAAAGAUGAUCCUUACUGGGUAUCUCCAGCCUAUAAAACGACACAACCAGAAACAAUAUUCCAGGAGCCUGAAGAGGAUUCGGAAGAAGAUGAAGACGAGGAUCGAAGAAAGAGGAUGAAAAUAGUGUGACAUAUUGACAGCAGAUCGUAUGCCUUGUGGUAUUACUGAUACAUAAGCAGAAAGUGCAUGUUAACAUUAUUAUUGAACAUAAUCAUUUUCAUGAGACCCUUCACGUGCAUAUAUCGGUAGAGGGCAGUACUUGGUAUAUAAAUAAAUGCUUAUAUCUAAUAAUUUGAUUUGAAAUUCUAUCAAAGCUGUCGCACACUUAUGGCUUGACUGCUAAGUUUUAUGGAACUUUAAUAGCUAAAGUAAUAUUUCUACUCUUUUACAUGAAAAUUUGUUCACAUAGGGUAUGAAUCCUGUCAGUAGGGGGGAACCUACAUUAUAACAUUGUGUGGACUGAUGACAUUCUUUGCUGCAAAUUAUAAUGCAUUUUAAAUUAAUAACUAUAUUCAAUAAUUAUCAUAGCACAGCCCUCCUCCCCACGCUUCGUAGUUGACACCAGCACAAUUGCAAUUGUGUAGCUACAGUGUCACUUCAAAUGUAGCACAGUACACAAUGAAUAAAAGGUCUGAACAACUGCGUAGGAAACUACAAACAGCGUUCAAGUAUAAUGGUCAACAGCCAAUUCUGAAUUCUGAAAAGUGAAUUGUGAUUGUUCAUUUACAAAAUGACGAAAUGUCACAAACUAAAAAGAGCAAGCAACAGCUGUUUUCACAACCUUUGGCACCUUUACUUAAAGUGGAUAAAUACAACUGACAUGUAUUCAGGAGACAACGUUUCUGUAUUUAAUCAGAUUUGACUGCAUUAUUUUAAAAUAAAUGACAUGUUUACGUA
Molecule: messenger RNA, 3154 nt
Organism: Nematostella vectensis (starlet sea anemone)
Lineage: Eukaryota; Metazoa; Cnidaria; Anthozoa; Actiniaria; Edwardsiidae
Product: WD repeat-containing protein 70
Exons: 24
Coding region: 407-2386 (659 amino acids)
Biological process (GO): regulation of DNA double-strand break processing
Cellular component (GO): site of double-strand break; nucleus
Molecular function (GO): protein binding
Source: RefSeq, a predicted model, not a curated record